AUGACUAAAUACGAGAGUGAUUAGACGUUAGAAGAAACAUCUGAGUAAUGUGAUUAAUAUACAAAUAAAUCUUAUUAGUAGACAUAGAAUAUAGAAGAAAGCAGAGAAGGUUUAGAAUAAACAUUAGAUGCUGACUUGGUAAAUUAAAUAAAUUAAGAAACUUCAGAAAAUACUUAUACUUAAGGCUAUUCCUUUUUUUCAAGAUUUCUAUGGUUUCAUUUAUGGUAAAUGGCAAAAAGGCUUUGGAAUAUAGAAAAGUUAGGAAGAAAAAUUGAGAUAGAUGAUAUCCCUGAGUUAGAAGAACAUGUAAAAGUAGAAUCUAGUGUAAAAAAGAUUAAAAUGAGAUUGAAUAGUAUGGAUAUUAAAAAAAUUACAUACUUGUAGUUCAUCAAAAUUAUAUGUUAAACAUUUUGGAAGAACAUACUUAUAAUAGAUAUUUAUGCUUUCUUUGAGGUAUUAUCAAAGAUGUUCAGUCCGUAUUGUAUAGCUAAAGUAAUAAUACUGGUAAAAGAUGGUGAUUAAAGUUAGGCUUAUUUAUGGAUAGCUUUAUUAAUAAUUACUCAUUACUUUUCAAUCACAUUUGGUCAAUAAAGUUGGACAUAAACUUAAAGGACCAGUGUUUAAGUUAGGUUAGGGUUAAUAAACUUACUAUACGAUAAGAUUAGUAGUUUAUCUACUUACUCUAUCAAAUAAGCUAAUAUUGGUAAGAUUAUUAAUAUGGUCUCAUCAGAUUUCGGAGCUAUUGAAUGGAGUGUUGCUUAUUUAUUUUAGUGUAUGAUUACUCCUCUGCUAUUUCUGAUAUGUUCGUAUAUGCUAAUUAGUAGUCUUAACUGGAUAGGAAUUAUUGCUAUCUUACUCUUAAUAAGUAUGAUACCUUUAUAAUAGAAAAUAGCCAAAGCAGCUGCAAUUUAUUCGAAAACUUAAACUUAAAAAAGAGAUAAAAAAGUGAAGAUUUUUGCUGAAAUGAUUGAAGGCAUUAGAAUAAUUAAAAUGUAUGGAUGGGAGCAAGCUUUCAAUCAAGCCAUUAAUAAAUUAAGAGAAAAAGAAGUCAAAAAUACUUUAUAUGCAUACAUAAUACAAUAUAUUGAGUAAACUGUUUCAUUGAAUGGGACUGUAUUUGUAGCUCUUAUUUGUUUAAUAAUUUGUGAAUAUACCUAAAGUGUAGAAGUAAAUACAGCAUUAAUAUUUUAUACUAUCGAGCUUAUUAAUCUGAUGUCUAGUAUGAUUAUGAAAUAUAUUGGUUAAUUUAUGAACUUUAUUUAAGAUUUUAAAAUACUUUUUAGCCGCUUAAUUAGUAUUUUAUCAAUUGAAAAUGUCCAAAUGUAAUGCAUAGAUAUAAAUUAUACUAAAGAUGAAUUAAGCCAAAAAUUAAAAGAUAACACUGUCUUAUUCAUGGAAAAAUUCACAGCUUAUUGGCAUUUUGAGGAUUUAGAUAAUAAAACACCAGUUUUGAAAGACAUAAAUUUUGAUGUGAUUAAAGGAGAAACUAUUUCUAUUAUUGGUUAGAUAGGCAGUGGAAAAAGUUCUUUUUUAUAUGCUGUUAUGAAAGAAAUUCCUCGAUACAAAGGUUUAUUCUUUUCAACUAAUAAAAUUUCUUAUGUUGAAUAAGAACCAUAUAUCUUUUAAGGAACAGUUAGAGAUAAUAUUUUAUUUGGCAAACCAUUUAGAUAGAACUUUUAUAAUGAAGUAAUAAAAGCUUGUUGUUUAUUAGACGAUUUAAAUAUCUUAAGUAAAGGAGAUUAAACACUAAUAGGAGAAAAAGGUGCUAAUUUAAGUGGUGGGCAGAGGGCAAGACUCUGUUUAGCUAGAGCAGUUUAUGCUGAUAAUGACUUGUAUUUGCUUGAUGAUCCUCUUUCUGCUGUAGACUCGAAAGUUGCUAAAUAGAUAUUUAACAAUAUUAUCAACGGUUUACUUAAGGAUAAAGCUGUUAUACUUGUUACUCAUUAAUUAAAUUAUGCAUUAAGGUGCUAAAGGAUAGCUGUUUUUGACUAAGGUACUAUAAUUUUAUAAGGAAAUCCAAAUGAAAUGAAUUUCAAAGAUAGUGUUUUAGCCUCAUUUAUCAAAGAAUAACAAUAAGAUGAGGAAGAAUAGGUAUAAAUUAGUAACGAUUAAACUGAUAUGAAUGUUAAAAAAAUAAGUAGUGAAACAAAUACUAACAAUUCAACAAAUGAAGUAGAAGACUAAAAAACAAUUAACUAAAUUUAAAAGUCUUAAAAUGAUAAUUAAACUGCAGAAACAUAAUUAUUAAAAUCUUAAUCUGUGCCUUUACAGAACUCUUUAUUCACUGUUUGUUAGAAUUAAAAAGAUUAAGAAUUUUAAGUCACUUUUGAAUCAUUUGUAAAGUUCCUAAAAGCAAGUCCAUAAAGAUGGUUUUUGAUGGUUGUAUUUUUAGCUUUUGGAGUUUAGGAAGCUUUGUUUACUAUUUUUUAUAAGUUCUUAGCUUUGUACGAAACUGGGAUUUCACUUGAGUCAUUUUAUAGUUUAGCAAUUCUUAUUUACACUGCAUUUUUUAUCUUUAAAUUUAUACAAAAUGCCAUUUUAUCUCAUUUUAUACUGAAGACAAAUUAAAGCAUUACUUAGAAAAUGAUAACAAGCAUUUCAUAAGCUAAGCCAAUAAUAUUUGAUGAAAUGCCUUCUGGCAUAAUAAUCAAUAAAUUCACAACAGAUAUAAAUAUCUUAGAUAGGUAGCUUCCAUCAGAAGCAUAUGUCACUAUUGAAGGUAUAUUUCACUUUUCAGUCAUCAUGAUAACUAUUAUCUUUACUAAUUAUCUUGUUCUGAUACCAAUUAUUUUAGAAAUUUGGAUAUUUGUUAAAAUUUUUAAGAGAUUUAAAUCUUUAUUGAUGAGAACGAAGUAAUUAGAUCUAGAGAACAAAGCACCAAUCUUCUAAUUCUUUUCUAGUUCGCUAAACGGAGUUUUAGUGAUUAAUGUCUACAAUCAAAACAAAGUAUUUAAUUAAAGGAUGACUACUUUAAUGAAUAAUAGCAUUAGAACCUACGAUAUUUUCUUUUUCAUUUCUAGACUAUUUAGCAUUUUAAUUUAAUAUGUUUGUCUCAUUGGUUCUGGAAUAGGAAUAACUUUGGUAUUAGCUUUUAAUGACACUGACUUUGGCUUAUUUGGAUAAACUGUUACAUUUUUUAUAAUUCUUCUAAAUUUUUUCCAUCUUACUUUGAGAGCUAUUAUUAAUUUAGAUACUUUUAUGAUAAGUAGUGAAAGAGCUUUUUCCGUUAUUGAUUUGGAAUCAGAGAAAAUCAACAUAAAUGAUGAAUAAUUCCAACUAAAUUAAUUAAAAAAUGAAGAAAGAUAGAAUAGAGUAUAGAAAUAAAAGAUAAAUAGUGUUAUCGUAGGUGAUAGUUAAACAACUAUUUAAAUUGAAGAGAUGUAAGAAUCUAAUUCUUAAAUCCAAUUAUCAGAAACCUAAUAAGUAUGGCCAAAUAAAGGCGAGCUAAUUUUUGAUAAAGUUUAUAUGAAAUACAAAGAAGAUUUAGAUCAUGUGUUAAAGGGUGUUUGUUUCCAUGCUUUACCUAAAGAAAGAGUCGCUAUAGUUGGAAGAACAGGGGCAGGAAAAUCUUCAAUUAUUUAAUCCUUGUUUAGAAUGUCUGAAAUCGAUACAAGCUCAAAAGAAGGACUCUCUCGUAUUAUUUAUGAUGAAAAAGAUGUUAAAGAUAUUUCUUUAUAGUAAUUGAGAAGAAAUAUUGGAAUAAUUCCUUAAACUCCAUUUGUUUUUAGUGGAUCUAUUUAUCAUAACAUUGAUCCUCUUGAAGAAUACAGCGAGCAGGAAAUUAUUUAAGUCUUAUAGAAGACAAGCUUAUAUGAUGUUAUAAGUAAGCUACCUAAAGGGAUACAUACUGAUAUGAGUGAUUCAUCAUCUGUCUUUUCUAUGGGUUAAAAAUAAUUAGUAUGCCUAGCAAGAGUAAUGCUCAGAAACAAUAAGCUAAUAGUUUUAGAUGAAGCAACUGCUAAUGUUGACAUGAAUACAGAUUAAAAAAUUUAAUCGCUAUUGAAGUCGAUGUUUUCAAAUACGACUAUCAUAACUAUUGCUCAUAGGCUCAAUACAGUAGCAGACUAUGAUAAAAUUAUUGUGCUGGAUAAAGGAUAAGUAAUUGAAGUAGGAACACCAUUUGAGUUAUUGGCUCUGUCUGAAAAUGAUUCAAUUAUAACUAAGAAAAAUACUCUAUUUUCCUAAAUGGUUCUUCACACAGGGCCGAAAAAUGCCGAUAAGAUCUUUUAAAUUUCUAAAUAAACUCAUUUUAAUAAAAAAAAUAAUUGA
Tetrahymena thermophila SB210 is the source of this 4269-nucleotide messenger RNA. RefSeq names its product ABC transporter family protein. Gene Ontology annotation, molecular function: ABC-type transporter activity; ATP binding; ATP hydrolysis activity. Gene Ontology annotation, biological process: transmembrane transport. Gene Ontology annotation, cellular component: membrane. Lineage: Eukaryota; Ciliophora; Oligohymenophorea; Hymenostomatida; Tetrahymenidae. The record is from RefSeq and is a predicted model, not a curated record. The transcript has 4 exons.